CCUUGCGAAGAGGCCGGCACACAGGCGCAGUCGCGCGGCGGGGUACAGAUGCAUCUGAUGAAGAAGAAGCUGGGAACGGACAGCCGCACCGCGACCUCCGCGGCGGCCCCUGCGACCGCCAGCACGCCUACCCGCAAGCCGUCGACUCCGGGCGGAGGCGCGGCCGCAUCGGCAACCGCAGGCAGCAGCGACCGCAGCGGCAAGCAGGGCUCGUCUCCCAAGCCGGGCGCAGGGGCCGGCGUGCGGACGGCGCCGGAAAAGCCGCCGGUCAUCGAGCCGCUGCCGGCCUUCAAAGACGUCAGCGCGCCGGAGCGGCAGCAGCUCUUCAUCAAGAAACUGCAGCUGUGCGCGUGGCCGAUGGACUUUGCGGACCAGAGCGACGUGCGCGAGAAGGAGAUCAAGCGGCAGAGCCUGCUCGAGAUUAUGGACUAUAUCAACAACACGAAGAAUGUCUUCAACGAGCAGACGUUUCCCGAGAUCAUCCAGAUGAUUGCGCAGAACCUCUUCCGCGGCCUCGCGCCCGCGAGCCAGCCGGCGCACGCGCAGUACGACCCGGAGGAGGACGAGCCGGUGCUUGAGCCCGCCUGGCCGCACCUGCAGUACGUGUACGAGUUCCUGCUGCGCUUCGUCGUCUCCAACGAGACCGACCCAAAGGUGGUCAAGAAGUACGUCGACACGCAGUUCCUUGUCCGGCUGCUCGACCUCUUUGACUCCGAGGACCCGCGCGAGCGAGACUACCUCAAGACGAUCCUGCACCGCAUCUACGGCAAGUUCAUGCCCUACCGCGCCUUCAUCCGCAAGGCCAUCAACCACAUCUUCUACCGCUUCAUCUACGAAACGGAGCGGCACAACGGCAUCGCCGAGCUGCUCGAGAUUCUGGGCUCCAUCAUCAACGGCUUUGCGCUGCCGCUGAAGGAGGAGCACAAGUCGUUCCUGCUGCGCGCGCUGCUGCCGCUGCACAAGGUGCGCUUUGUCGGCAUGUACCACCAGCAACUCUCGUAUUGCGUGACGCAGUUUGUGGAGAAGGACCCGAAGCUUGCCAAGCCGGUGCUCGAGGCGAUCCUCAAGUUUUGGCCGUGCACGCACUCGCCCAAGGAGGUGCUCUUCCUCAGCGAGGUUGAGGAGAUCCUCGAGAUGAUUGCGGCGCCGGAGUUCGUCAACGUCAUGGCGCCGCUCUUUGCGCAGAUCGCGCGCUGCAUAGAGUCGCCGCACUUCCAGGUUGAGCGGCUCGCCGCGAGGCAGUCGCACUGGAAGGCGAUCGAGGCGGACGCCGAGGCAAACCCGCUGUACCCGCGGGUGAAGCACGCGCUCAAAGCGAAGGCGUCGCUCGCCUAUGCGAUGCGCGCGCAGCAGCUAAAGUCGGGCAUGACGAUGUUCGACGACGCCAGCAGCGAGCCGACUGCGUUUGGCGAGCUCGGCGGCUCGCGGCCAGGCGGCGUCGACGCGAUGCGGCGCAAAUCUGCGCUGCCGUCGCAGCCGGCGGCGAUCGCGACGUGAGCAGGGGGUGGCGGCAGCAACGGGACGCCGGACCGCACUGUUGACGGCCUCCCGCGCAUCUCGCGCCGCGUUGGGCCAGAGUGAGAUCGCGGGUUGCAGGGCCGUGUGCAUCAUUGCGGGGCGUGUCGGGGAGGGAAGGGCAAGAGGGGCGAGAGCCGCGGCCACCACUGGUGAGACGCGAUCGAGCGGCGGCGCGGCGCUGCUCGGGUGCGUCCCUGUGCGCACUGCGCGGUCUGGUGGGUGGGCCUGGGCGCAGCGAAACUCAGGCGCGCCCGUACGAUUAUUCUUUACUACCGCGGCUCGGUUGCGCGGCGCCGCGCACGCA
Emiliania huxleyi CCMP1516 is the source of this 1822-nucleotide messenger RNA. RefSeq lists its product as hypothetical. Lineage: Eukaryota; Haptophyta; Isochrysidales; Noelaerhabdaceae. Gene Ontology annotation, molecular function: protein phosphatase regulator activity. Gene Ontology annotation, biological process: signal transduction. The transcript has 11 exons. The coding region runs from base 49 to 1497 and encodes 482 amino acids. Gene Ontology annotation, cellular component: protein phosphatase type 2A complex. The record is from RefSeq and is a predicted model, not a curated record.